CGUAUUUUUACAGUUUUGCUCUUCUUAUUUAUUGUAUUAGUGCAAAUACGGAAAUCUUCAAAUUCUAAUGAAAACAUUUCUUAUUGUUUACUAAUUGCAUGGUUUUGAAGGAAUUUAAAACUAGAGUAAUAUUAGGAUCAUCCAAAUAAACAUAAUAUAUAGCGGAUUUCAGUAAAAUACCAAGAAUUUGCACCACAAAGUAAAGCCUGUGCAAUAGUUGUUUGAGAAAGCCGACAAGAUUCUAUCCUAUUUGUAUAUUACCAUACAUACUUAUACAACACCAUAUAGACUUGUACAUUACCAUAUAGACUUGUACAUUACCAUAAAGACUUGUUCACUACGAGAAACAUUGGUACAUUACCUCAUAGACUUGAACAUUACCAUUGAGACUUUAACAUUACCAUAAAAAUAGACUUGAACAUUACCAUAUUGACUUGUAAAUUAUCAUAUAACAAUGUUACAAUUUAAAUAUUGCUACCAGAUGUCGGUCUUUAUGUUCUUAUCGAAGACAAUUUUCGGACAGGUUUGUCAAUCUAGACCUUUGCGUGUAAUUCCUGAUAAAUCUGGAGAGAGACUGAAUGGAUCUGUUUAUAUAACAUUUCACAACUACGGACCAAACAGUUGCUUCGAUGAAUGCAUCCGAAGACCCAGAUGUCAUUCGUUCAACUACAACAUGGAUUCUUUCCACUGUGAGAUAAAUGAAAAACCAUCAACGGAAGUGUUCGUAUCAGAAUCCGGAUAUGAAUAUGUUAUCAUCUCGACUGAUAGACAGACAUCACGUGAUCCCUGUACCUCAGAUUGUGCAGAAGGAGAAAUAUGUAUCACUUUGUAUAAUGGAAUGUGUACAUGCUUGGUUGAUGAUGACGACACGAUAAGGUAUGAGACGACAACUCAAAUAACCACUGAGAGCGAAACUACCACUGUAAGUACAACUCAAUCAGGGAUGACAACUGAGGAAAAAACAACCCAAUCAGGGGCGACAACUGAGGAAAAGACAACUCAAUCAGGGGUGCUAUAAACAGUUUCGUAUGAAAAACUAUGGGUUAUUCCCCGACUAAAAAUAACCAUGGAGGAAAACCCCUGUUUAUUUACUCAAUUGGUGAAAAAGUAUCAUGUUUUUUUGUAUUUGAUUGUAAACAUUAGUUAAUUAGCUUUCAAUUAAAACAGGUUAAAAAUUA
Messenger RNA from Mytilus trossulus (common blue mussel), 1178 nucleotides. RefSeq lists its product as uncharacterized. Lineage: Eukaryota; Metazoa; Mollusca; Bivalvia; Mytilida; Mytilidae. Bases 455 to 1018 code for a protein of 187 amino acids. The transcript has 4 exons. The record is from RefSeq and is a predicted model, not a curated record.